Messenger RNA from Penicillium mononematosum, 1230 nucleotides. RefSeq names its product Major facilitator superfamily domain general substrate transporter. The transcript has 3 exons. Gene Ontology annotation, cellular component: fungal-type vacuole membrane. Lineage: Eukaryota; Fungi; Ascomycota; Eurotiomycetes; Eurotiales; Aspergillaceae. Gene Ontology annotation, molecular function: transmembrane transporter activity. The annotation marks the transcript as partial. The record is from RefSeq and is a predicted model, not a curated record. Gene Ontology annotation, biological process: transmembrane transport.
UGGCCAUAUUCUUUAGAAUCGGACUCGUUAUUCCUGUCGACGUCACAAGCACAACUAUCUUUUGCGCGCCCUAUCAAGCACCCCAUAGCAACUAUGCACGACGACCGCACUGCUGAGCUCGAAAAGGGCAGUCCAACCUCUUCAAGACAAUCGAGUCCAACGGAACCCAAGCCUCAAGCAUCUGGCCCACCAGCAGCACCUGAAGGAGGCACAAAAGCCUUCCUAUCGCUACUCGGAGGCUCCUUGGGUCUUUUCAUCUCAUUUGGAUGGGUCAAUUGCAUUGCUCUGUUCCAAGCUGAAUAUGAGACCAACCAGUUGAAGACCUAUAGCAGUUCGGAGGUGUCCUGGAUCACUUCGUCCGAAUGUGAGAGCCUUCUUCCCCAACCGGCCGUGAAACAACAAGCUCAUUUCAAUCUAGUUUUCUUCAUGCUGUUCAUGUCACCGUUAUCUGGAUAUCUAUUUGACAACUAUGGACCACGAUUGCCGAUCUGUAUCGGUGGAUUGAUGCACGUGUUUGGCCUCAUGAUGACCAGCUUGUCAAGCAAAUACUACCAAUUCUACUUGGCACAGUCGAUUUGCUCAGGAAUCGGCACAUCGCUCAUUUUCACUCCGGCAAUGACUUCGCCUAUGACUUACUUCCGAAAGCGCCGCGCUUUGGCAGGAGGAUUGACCGUUGCAGGCUCGAGUCUGGGUGGUGUAAUCUUUCCCCUCAUGGUCAACAACCUCCUUUCGGAGGGGGGAUUGUUUGUCCCUUUCGACUACCUUGUCCUGUCUGCUAUGCAUAACGGAAUGUCAAUGACUAUGGCCUACAAUCUGAUUCCCAUCAUGAACGGAGCGAGCUUUUUUGGACGUACGAUUCCCAAUGGACUUGCCGACAAGUACGGCCGUUUCAAUGUGCUUAUCAUCAUGCUCCUUUUCACUGGUGUCAUCACUCUGGGCUUAUGGUUGCCUGGUCGCAGUAACGCGGCCAACAUUGUCUUCGCCGCUUUGUUUGGUAUCGGAUCUGGCACCACCAUUGGCUUGACACCGCCCCUUGUGAUGACUCUCUACCCACCUCAGGAGAUCGGGUUUCGAAUCGGGUUAGCUCUUGCUACCGCAGGUAUUGGUACCCUUACGAGCCCUCCGAUUGCUGGUGCAAUUGCAGAGACAAGGGGAGGCUCUUUCCGCUUUGCGGCCUUGUUCAGUAGCGUGAACUUCAUGGUCGCGACAAUCUUUUUGGUGUGGCUGAGG